UAUUUACAUGGGACUUUAUGUUGAAGGGAAUAAUGGUAUUUACAUGGGACUGUAUGUUGGAGAAGCUGGUGGGAGGGUGUGAUGUUAUUUACAUUGGACUCUAUGUUGGAAAGACUGGUGGGAGGGUGUGAUGUUAUUUACAUGGGACUGCAGGGAAUGAUGGUAUUUACAUGGAACUAUGUUGGAGAGGCUGGUGGGAGGGUGUGAUGUUAUUUACAUGGGACUGUAUGUUGGAGGGGAGAGAUAUUACUUAGGCUACAUUCACAUUUGCGUUUCAGGAUGUUUGAAACGGAUCCGUCACGCAAAUGAAAGAAACGGAAACCAUUUAAAAGGAUCCGUUCUGAUGGAUCCGUUUGUAAAGCAGAACCGUUUGUCACGUUUGUUUCCGUUUUUGCUUCCGUUUAGCGGAUCCGUUUUAAAGGUGUGAGGAGUGCCUCGAAGUGUCCAGCCACUUUUACAGUGUGUAUAAGCAGGGAACCUCCAUUAAGGCUCCUUGUGUUUUGGGACCAUGCUGCCUGCCCACUUACGUCUGCGAUUGAGGUUUCUAAUCCUGAAAGCGAGAUGGAGAAGACGUGACCAGGAAAGAAGAAGACGCCGCUAUUGGGUCCACCCGAUAACUUCCAAACGGAUGACCAGAGGCGUUUUUUCCGUCCUGUAUUUGGAGCUUCGUGAGCGGCCAGAAACGUUUUUUACCUAUAUGCACAUGACUGUCGAGAGUUUUGACCAGCUACUGCAGCGCAUUUCGACGCGCAUCGAAAGACAGGAUACCCGCUUCAGAAGGGCAAUUUCUCCUGCAGAGCGGCUAAUGGUGACCAUAAGGUUUCUUGCUACCGGAGAAAGUCUGUCCUCGCUGCAUUACCAGUAUCGGAUGGGAAUUUCGACGAUCUCCAGUAUAGUCCAGGAUACUUGUCGUGCCUUGUGGGAGGUAUUGUGUGAGGAUUGCAUCCCACAUCCAACUACACAGCAGUGGCUUCAGAUUGCAGACAAGUUCCUGGAAACCUGCCAAUUCCCUAAUUGUGUCGGAGCGGUGGAUGGGAAACACAUAAGGAUUGUAAAACCUUCCGGAAGUGGCUCCGAAUUCUUCAACUACAAAAAAUAUUUCUCAAUGAUCUUGAUGGCCAUUGCAGAUGCCGAUUACCGGUUUGUUGCCGUUGACAUUGGAGCUUAUGGGUGGACAAAUGACUCAAUGGCUUUCAAAAACUCAGCAAUGGGACGCCUCCUGUAUUCGAAGAACUUUGGAUUGCCACCUCCGAGACCUUUUCCAGGUACUGAUGGACCUCCAGUGCCAUUUGUGGUAGUAGGGGACGAGGCGUUCCAAAUGUGUGAGAACCUCAUCAAGCCGUACUCUAGCCGUGACUUGAACCCUGCUAAGCGAGUGUUUAACUAUAGACUGACACGAGCUAGACAAACGGUGGAGUGCGCCUUUGGCAUUUUGGUUGCUAAAUGGCGUAUUCUCACCAAAGCUAUAAAUCUUAAGGUUGAAACCAUCGACGAUAUAGUCAAAGCUUGUGUAGUUCUACAUAACUAUCUGUUAAUGGAGGAACCACUGCGCCUGGACCCCCAGGAGGUUGAUUGCACACUCACCAGGCUGCAACGUUUGUCAUAUCAGUCAACCCUUGGCGUGGCCGACAUGAGGGACAGUUUCGCCGAUUACUUUGUUUCUGAAGCGGGCAGAGUGAGUUGGCAGGAUAAUGUUGUUUAAACUGUUUGAUCUUCUAUUAAAUCAAAGUUUUUUUUUUUGGUA
This is a messenger RNA of Bufo gargarizans (Asiatic toad), 1744 nucleotides long. RefSeq names its product protein ANTAGONIST OF LIKE HETEROCHROMATIN PROTEIN 1-like. Bases 509 to 1702 code for a protein of 397 amino acids. The transcript is spliced from 2 exons. The record is from RefSeq and is a predicted model, not a curated record. NCBI's taxonomy places the organism in Eukaryota, Metazoa, Chordata, Amphibia, Anura, Bufonidae.